CGGCGUAGAGUCAAAAAACCAAAAACCAUCAAAAACACGUGCGACGUGCUCACAGCGGUUGCUGCUCAUGAAUGGUCAACGUCAGACGUGAGAGAAAAUAGUUACAAAUUGGUGUAUUAGUGAUCCUAAGAAGCAUACUGUGAAAGUAGAAGAGAUACCGUUUCUAUACUGCACUGAAAAAUGACGGGAGACGACACAUGGACGCCUCCCACAGAGGCAGAACUCAAGGUGUACGAGGCCCGGCGCGAACGGAUGGAUAAGAUCAGCAAAAUAAUGGGCGAUUAUUUACUCAAAGGCUACAAAAUGCUGAGUGACCUGUGCGACGUGUGUGAGACGAUUCUCAUGGAAGACCGCCAGGGUAACACCUACUGCAUUGCCUGUUGCGAAGUCGAUACGACAGAAAAUGUGAAAGAUAAUCCAGUUUUCUCCGAAGCAGCCGCCCGUCGCCUCGUGGAAGAAUCUCAGUAUGCGACGGAAUCCCGUGACAGCAAUGUCGUUAAUGACAGGCACCCGUCACCACCAUCUGCACCUCUGCAUCAGUGUACAAGUUCUGCACUUCCGCAGAGUAACAGUCUGCCACCUAAAGAGACUGACUGUGCGCCGGCGUUACCAGAAAAACGUCCUCGAAGGACGACAGAUGAAGAAGGCGAUCAUCUAGAUGUGGACAGCACGUUGCGGAGCGUGCGGAACAAAAUGACGUGGGCGUCUCGAGAGCUUGAAGGCUGCCAGAGCAUCGAAGUGUGUAUACAGUUAUGCAACUUAAUCAAGGCUUGCGCAGAGACUAUGGUGACGUUAGGCAAAACAAAGCAUGGAGCGUGCACUGUAGAAUAACCGGAGGUUUCUGUACAUAAAAUGUUUCAAUGUUCUACGGA
Ornithodoros turicata is the source of this 872-nucleotide messenger RNA. RefSeq names its product protein ZNRD2-like. The transcript is spliced from 3 exons. The record is from RefSeq and is a predicted model, not a curated record. The coding region runs from base 181 to 831 and encodes 216 amino acids. Lineage: Eukaryota; Metazoa; Arthropoda; Arachnida; Ixodida; Argasidae.